CGUCAUCCGCUGCAGAAUGCUAGGGGUGCUGGGCCUGCUGCUCCUGGUGGCGUUCGCCACACUUCUCGUGUGGGACUACUUCUGCCGGAAGAGGCGCAACGAUAUGCUGCACUACAUGCCGGGUCCUCGGCCACUUCCUCUGCUGGGAAACGUUCUUAUGUACCGUGGUCUGAACGCCGAACAAAUCAUGGACUUUGUGACCAAGAACCAGCGCAAGUACGGUCGCCUCUACAGGGUGUGGGUAAUGCACCAGCUGGCCGUGUUCUCCACGGAUCCCCGGGACAUCGAGUUCGUGCUCAGCAGCCAUCAGCACAUCACCAAGAAUAAUCUGUACAAACUACUCCAUUGCUGGCUGGGCGAAGGACUGCUGAUGAGCACGGGCAGGAAGUGGCACGGCCGAAGGAAAAUCAUAACGCCCACGUUUCACUUCAAGAUACUGGAGCAGUUCGUCGAGAUCUUCGAUCAGCAGAGCGCUGUGAUGGUGGAUCAGCUUCGGUCCUGGGCCGAUGGCAAGACGCCCAUCAACAUUUUUCCGGUGGUGUGUCUGACGGCUCUGGAUAUCAUUGCAGAAACUGCCAUGGGCACAAAGAUCAAUGCCCAGAAGAAUCCGAACCUGCCUUAUGUCCAGGCUGUCAACGACGUCACCAACAUCAUGAUCACUCGUUUCAUCAACGCUUGGCAGCGGGUGGACUGGAUAUUCCGGCUGACGCAGCCCGCAGAAGCUAAGCGACAAGAUGCAGCCAUCAAGGUGAUGCACGACUUUACCGAGAACAUAAUACGGGAGCGGCGUCACACGCUGGUCAACAGCUCCAAGGAGACAACGCCAGCUGAUCAGGUAGAUGAUCUGGGCCAGAAGCGUCGCAUGGCACUGCUGGAUGUGCUGCUACAGUCCACAAUCGAUGGCGCUCCGUUGAGCGAUGAGGAUAUCCGCGAGGAAGUGGACACAUUUAUGUUCGAGGGCCACGACACCACAACAUCGGCCAUUUCCUUCUGUUUGUAUGAGAUCUCCAGGCAUCCGGAGGUGCAGCAGCGCAUGGUGCAGGAGAUUCGUGAGGUGCUAGGCGAGGAUAAAAAUAGACCAGUUACACUUCGGGAUCUGGGGGAGCUCAAGUACACGGAGAAUGUGAUCAAGGAGUCGCUGCGCCUGCAUCCGCCAGUGCCUAUGAUUGGCCGCUGGUUCGCCGAGGAUGUGGAAAUACGUGGCAAGCGUAUCCCAGCGGGUACUAACUUCACAUUGGGCAUUUAUGUUCUCCUUCGUGAUCCGGAGUACUUUGAGUCGCCCGAUGAGUUCCGACCGGAGCGGUUCGAGGCGGAUGUUCCUCAGACUCAUCCGUAUGCGUACAUCCCCUUCUCCGCUGGACCCAGGAACUGUAUUGGCCAGAAGUUCGCCUUGCUGGAGAUGAAGAGCACCGUCAGCAAGCUGCUCCGACACUUCGAGCUGCUACCCUUGGGUCCAGAACCCAGGCACUCGAUGAACAUCGUCCUGCGUUCGGCCAACGGCGUCCAUUUGGGCUUGAAACCUCGUGCAGCUGAAGAAACGGUGUUGUGAAUAAAUGUGUAAAUAUCUGUUAACGAUUGAA
Molecule: messenger RNA, 1580 nt
Organism: Drosophila biarmipes
Lineage: Eukaryota; Metazoa; Arthropoda; Insecta; Diptera; Drosophilidae
Gene: Cyp4d2
Product: cytochrome P450 4d2
Exons: 5
Coding region: 17-1549 (510 amino acids)
Molecular function (GO): oxidoreductase activity, acting on paired donors, with incorporation or reduction of molecular oxygen; iron ion binding; heme binding
Source: RefSeq, a predicted model, not a curated record